Messenger RNA from Ctenocephalides felis (cat flea), 3463 nucleotides. RefSeq lists its product as uncharacterized. Lineage: Eukaryota; Metazoa; Arthropoda; Insecta; Siphonaptera; Pulicidae. The record is from RefSeq and is a predicted model, not a curated record. Bases 39 to 644 code for a protein of 201 amino acids. The transcript has 4 exons.
AGGAGGAACGUAUUAACCGCCUCAAGAACGAAAGUCUGAUGAAUUCAAGCCAGAGUUUGAAUAAAACUGAUGUUAAUGGUGACCAGAUGAAUGGUGAAGUUGUUAAUGGUGAUGUUUGUGAGAAUGGUGUCAAAUUGGGGGCAGAUAUGCAGUAUGAUGGGAGCAGGAUGACGAAUCCUAGGACGCCUCCGGUUCGUCCAGAGCGACCAGAAGUGAAGCGCCGUUCCAGGACGAAACAGUUGUUUCAUUAUUCAUCCGCCAGGAGCGCUGAUGAACCGAUUUCCAUUCCCAUCAAUUCGAUCGAUAAUCGGAAGAUUAUUGAUAUGAGAUUUGAUAAGGCGGAAAGAGCCGAAGUCUUGAGCAAUGGAGCCGAGGCGACUUCGAUGGACCACCGGUGGGACGAGAGGAGCUCCAAGAGUUUGGAAUUUGAGAGAUGUUCAGCAAAUAGUCUAAGACCGACACCUCCAAAAAAGCCUUUAAGAUUAUCUCUUCAUCGAGCCAGGAGUUUACAAACCGUACAAAGUCCAGUUGUGCCCGAUCAGCAGAAUUCAGUAACAGACCUAUACAGCAAAGUUGACUCCAAAAGGCCUUCAAAAAGGACGCACAAUUUAGCCAAGAGGGUUCUGCAUCAGCACAUACUAUAAGCAGUGUGUGAAUUUAUAUAUAAAUAUUUACUAGAGAUGCAAUGAAGGGACGAAUAAUGUUAAGAAACACAUUUUGGAUUUUAAGAAUCUUAUACUAAUGGUUCUGUAUGAUAACAUCGAGCCUUUUGGAUUUAGCAGCAAGUAUUUAAGUACCUAGUGGACAUCUGUAUAACUGAUCAUACUGGAGAAGUAUCCAAAUCUAUAAAAUUUAAAGUGGGAUGAUGGUAAUAUGAUAAGUAAGAUAGCAAUUGGUUGCUGACUACUUCUAUGAUAUUUUUUUGCAAAAGGUGCAAUAUUUGUAUUGUAAAAGGUGUAUUUGUAGACAAACAGCGCCAUUUUCAGACAACGUACAAAAUAUUUCAACCAUCUAUAACACUCCCAGACAAACUACAACACCUCGAGACAAACUACAACAAUCCCAUACAAACUACAACACUCUCAGACCAUCUACAUUACUCUUGGAUAACCUCCAAGCACUCGCAGACAAUUUACAGCACUACCAAACAAUCUACAACACUUUCAGACUAUCUACAAUACUUUUAUACAAUCUACAACACUCUCAGACAAUCUACAAUUACUUUUAAGACUAUUUAAAACACUCUCAAUCAACCUGCAAUACUCUAGCUCUAUAACACUCCUAGAUUAACUACAACACUCUUGGACAAUGUACAACACUCUCAGACAAAUUACAAUACUCUUAGACAAUCUACCAUUACUUUUAGGCUAUUUUGUACAACACUCUCAUAUAAUUUGAAAAACUCUCACACAGUCUACAACACUUUCAAACGACCCACAACAUUCUCAGAAAAUCUACAACAUUCUGCAAUUACAAUGUGCAAUACUCUCAUACAAUUUCCAACAUUCCCAGAUAAUCUAUAACACUUUUAAACAAAUUACAAGACUGUCAGAUAAAUUACACACUCUCAGGCAAUCUACAACAUACCCAGACCACCUACAACAUUCUUGGACGACCUACAACAUCCUUGGGAAAAUUACUACACUCUUAGACAAUCUACAACACACUUAAGACCACCUUCAGCACUUUUGUACAACCUACAACACUCUGAGACAAUCUACAGCACUACAAGAUGAUCUACAAUACUCUCAGAUAAUCUAUAACAGUUUCAAACAAAUUACAAAGUUUCUCAGAUAAAUUACAACACUCUCAGACAAUCUACAACAUACCCAGACCACGUACAACACCCGUAGACAAUCUAUAGCACUACCAAACAAUCUACAACACUUCCAGACUAUCUACAACACUUUUAUACAAUCUACAACACUCUCAGACAAUCUACAAUUACUUUUAGACUAUUUACAAGACUCUCAAUCAACCUGAAAUACUCUAGAUUGAUCUAUAACACUCCCAGACCAUCUUACAACACUCUUGGACAAACUACAACACUCCCAGACAAACUACAACCCUCUUGGAUAACAUACAACACUGUCAGACAAUCUAUAAUACUCUGACAUUCUACAACACUCUUGGGCAACCUACAACACCCUUGGACAAAUUACUACACUUUCAGACAAAUUACAACACUCUCAGACAAUCUACACCUACCCAGACCACAUACAACACUCUCAUACAAUCUACAACACUCUCACAAAAUCUACAAUUACUUUUAGACAAUCUACAACAAUCUCAUACAAUCUACAAUACUCUCAGACAAUCUACAAUUAAUUUUAUACUAUUUACAACACUCUCAAUCAACCUGCAAUACCCUCAAUCAAUCUAUAACACUCCCAGAUCAUCUACAACACUCUCAGACAAAAUACAAUAUUCUUGGACAAGCUACAACACUCUUGGACAAUCUACAACAUUCUUACACAUUUUACAGCACUCCCAGACCAUCUACAACAGUCUUGGACAACCUAUGACACUCUCAGAUAAUUUACAGCACUUUUAGACAAUGUGCAAUACUCUCAGACUAUCUACAACACCCUCAGACAAUCAACAACACACCCAGACCAUCUACAACACUCUUGGACAACCAACAACACUCUCAGACAAUUUACAGCACUUUUAGACAAUGUACAACACUCCCAGGCUAUCUACAUUACUCUCGGAUAAGCUACAAUGCUCUUAAAAUUUAAAACUUGCACAUCUUAGAACACUGUCAGAACAUCUACAACAUUACUGGACAACAUACAACUCUGUCAGACAAUCUACAACACUCUCGGACAAUUUACAACACUCCCACACCAUAUACAACACUCUUAAAUAUUAGAUAUCUAUCCACGGAUUUUUAAACAAAGUUUUUGCCAUUUUAUUUUUAUCAAAUAUUCAAAGAUAUCUCUCCACGGAUUUUUAAGCAAUGUUUUUGUAGUUUUAUUUUUUCAACACCCCCAGUUCAUCUACAACCCUCUUAGAUAAGCUACAACACUCCUGGACACCCUCAGACAAUCUACAACAUUUCCAGACCAUCUACAACCAUCUUGUACAUCCUACAACAAUGUCAUAUAAUCUGAAAAACACUCAGACAAUCUACAACACCCUCAGACAACCUGCAACACUUUCAGACAAUCAACAACACUCCUAUACCAUGUACAACUCUCUCGGACAAUCUACAACAAUCUCAGACAAUUUAAAACACUCUCUGGACAUUUUUAAUAGUCAUGGACAAUCUAUAACGCUGUCAGACAAUAUAUAACAAUGUCAGAAAAUCUAUGACACUGUCAGACAAUCUACGACACUGUCAGAUAAUCUAUAACACUGUCAGACAAUCUUUAACAACGUCAGACAAUCUACAACACUUUUAAACCAUCUACAACACUUUUAAACCAUCUACAACACUUUUAAACCAUCUGCAACACUU